UAAAUAGAAAAUACCCAGGUUUUUGCAAAACAAACUGGAGUAUUUCCUCCCAGUCUUCAUUCGAUUCCUUCACAGAAAUGGACAACCACCCGAAGGGAGAAACCGGGAUAAAAUACACUCGGAUUGUAAAAUAUCAAUUUUAACCCAGUAUAAUUGUGCCAAGCAAAAAUGACCAAGGAAUUCCCAUGUGCAAGUUGGUUCUCUGGUUUCCAGGGAGAUUAGAAUCAUCGUGUUCUGGUUCCAUCCCCAUCAACUUGUUUCUUUCAGAAGGGACUGUACCAUCCGUUAUCAUGGCUUCGUCACAAGGCCAACCCCCAGCCCCACAGGUUGACCAUCAAGAGAGGCGGCGGAGAGGAACGUGGGCUCGCUCUAGGAAGCUUCGGCACCUCUGGAGGAUCCGCAAAGAGUGGGAGCUGCUGGGUUUCUUUGAGAUCAACGAAAGCCAUGAAUUCUACGAGUUCACGUGCAUGCUCAAGAAGGGGCUGAAGGCGGCAAUCCAGGAGGCAAGGGAGACUACAUCAGCAACAGAUAUCCUCGCCGAGGCGGCUUUUACUGCAGUGCUUAAACAGGCCCACGAGGGCUUUGAGAUGAAGACGUACGCCGGCCCUGCCUUUGCUCGGUUCCGGAGGUUCCUUGGCAUGACAGACAGCAACUACCAGCAAUCUCUGAGUUGUGACAGCGCGUACCUGCAGUUCAUCACCAACUCAAAGAGCACAGCCAGCUUUUUCCUCACCAACGACAAACAUUUCUUCGUGAAAACCCAGAGCAAGCGAGAAACCCGUUUCCUCCUCUCAAACCUGGCCAAAUACCUUCAGCACCUGGAGGCGGAAAUAAUUCCCCAUUCCCUUCUUGUCAAAAGACUGGGGGUCCACAGCAUCAUUGUUCCCCAUCAGAAGAAGAAAUAUUUCAUCAUCAUGCAGAGUGUCUUCUACCCUCACGAGAAGAUUGUCGAGCGGUAUGAUAUUAAGGGGUGCCAGCUUGAUCGCUGGGUGGAGGCCGCCCCAGAGGGCAGUCAGAUAAUCAUGGUUUUCAAGGAUCUCAACUUUGAAGGAAAGACCCUCUGCCUUGAUGAGCAGCGUUCCUGGUUCACCCAUCAAGUGGACCUGGACACGCAGUUCCUCAAGGAGCUGGACGUGAUAGACUACAGUCUUCUGGUGGCGUUUCAGCCACUCCACGAGGAUGAGCAUGUCAUAAACCAGACCUUGGCCAACAUCAUUUCCAGGGUGAGAAGGUCGCUCAUCCCUCUCAACUCCUUUGUCUACGGAGUGACAGACUCCAGAGAACAGGCUCGCUUGACUUCGCUCAUGGAGUACACCUCCAACCUUGACCAGACUAGCAAUCUCUACGGCCGAAGCAGUUUAGAUGAAUUUAUUCACAUGCUGCAGAACCGUGACUUCCCUCCGGGCCAGUUUGCUGACCAAAAUGAGAACAUUUUCCAGGAGGCCCUGAUAACUUACCUGAUCCAGUCCAGCAAGCCUACUGAACAAGUUGCCCCAUGGCUCUGGCCCGAGGAGCCGACAAGCGGCCACUCAAAGUACCAACCUGACAGCGAUGAUAAGCCAACUUCGUGCCUCCGCUUGACGGCAGAGACAGGCUUUGCUGCGAACUGCAGGAAUCCCUUGCACGUUAUCGACGGGUCCGAAUUUCGCUACUUCGUGGGCAUCAUCGACCUCUUCACGGUGUACAGCUGCCGCAAAAAGUUGGAGCAUCUCUGGAAAAGCAUCCGCUAUCGGGGGCAGAGUUUCUCCACUGUUAGCCCCUCCCAUUAUGCAAGGAGGCUUUGCCAGUGGGUGCAAGAACACACCACCUGAGUCCAGGUGGGGCAGAGGGGGUGGGGAGGGGCAGCAUCCUUCAUCUUCUUCCGAAGCCCCUUCCGACUCCUGCCGAAGUCAAAGCCGCUGUGGCAACUUUUCAGCUCUGAGUUUGUCAGCAUCUGGAGGAACGAUUCUGCCAUUCUGACUGCUGGUGGACGCCGCUGAAAAAUUCCUGGUUGGAGAGCACAGAACUUUGCUGGGAGUCUUUGGUGGCUGUUGUCCUGUGUGUGCGCUCGUGUGCAGCUGUGUCCCUCCGCAGCCGCCGUGAGCCUGAAUUGCGGACGCUGGAAUCAGCAGUGAUAACGUUUUGGGUUGAUGGUAAAGAAUCUCCUCGAUUGGAGCCUAACGGGAUUAAAGGUCAAGAAAGGGGAAACAGCCGAGGGACUCAGCUAACACAACAUGCCGCAAGGUCCUUGAAUGGUUCUGUGCUUUGCUUUUGCACAGGUAAAUAGCACCUGUGGGCGGUGGGGCUGAUUUUGGUCAGGGUUGAACUACAACGGGAAGAGGAAGUUAGGCCUUUCUCUUUUAUGUUGUUCUCCUGAGCCUAAUACCACCUAGAGCAGUGGUGGCGAACCUUUGGCACUCCA
Molecule: messenger RNA, 2401 nt
Organism: Sphaerodactylus townsendi
Lineage: Eukaryota; Metazoa; Chordata; Lepidosauria; Squamata; Sphaerodactylidae
Gene: PIP5KL1
Product: phosphatidylinositol-4-phosphate 5-kinase like 1
Biological process (GO): phosphatidylinositol metabolic process
Molecular function (GO): phosphatidylinositol kinase activity
Source: RefSeq, a predicted model, not a curated record